Molecule: messenger RNA, 6218 nt
Organism: Saccoglossus kowalevskii
Lineage: Eukaryota; Metazoa; Hemichordata; Enteropneusta; Harrimaniidae
Cellular component (GO): endoplasmic reticulum membrane
Source: RefSeq, a predicted model, not a curated record
AUGGCAACUGCUGCUUAUUCAUCCGAGAUAUUAACUCCAAGCCGGACUUGGAGUUUGGAAGAUGAAAGUAAAGAUAUAUCGGGUUUUGCGAUGAGAAAGAAAGGUGAUUAUUCAGGAACUCCUUCAUCUCAAUCUAAUGAAACUUUUGAAGUGUUCAGAAAUGAUUCCGAGCCAGAGCAGAUAUCCACCACUGGAGUAUACAAAAGCCCGGACAAUAUCACAACUACAUGUAGAACUGUUCCUCAGGAUUAUUCACAUGUUGCAAACACAGCCCCAGUAUUAAAGACUGAAAAAAGGGAUUAUCUGAUGGACUGCUAUGAAAGUACUGUCACUUCAUCUUGUACCAAAUCUUACAGAUUGUCUGACUCUUUCACAAUUAUUCCUGUAGACUCUGGGACUGAUCAACAAGUGGGGAAAUCCUAUAGCAGUCCAACUUUAGAGCAUUACAAAAAAGCUGACUCUUUAAGCAAUGGUUCAGUCAGAGGUAGUUUCAGUCAUAGCAGCAUAUCUCAUUACCGACCAAAAAUAUCACCUCUGGUAUCUGCUCGUACAUCAUAUCAACAAGGCCGAUUUGGUUACCAUAGACAUCCUGAUGCAACUGUUAAAGCACAAGACAUGAAAAGUUCUUAUAAAUUAAAAUUAUCCGAAUAUUCAGAAAAUGAUUUACAAUCACCACAUUCAAUACAGUGGACUCCAGAUACAAAAGGUUCCAGUCCUAAUCACCGGGCAAAGUUUUCUUUGCCGGACUUUGAGAAAAGUUCUUUGAGCAGUACACGUGGAAAAGAUGACCAUAAACCUUAUCGCAAGUUUGAUAUGAAAAGUCAGUACGGGGAUUAUAGAGGUGCUAGUGCCAGUAUUUCCGAUACUAUUAGCCCAUUGUCUUAUUCUCCAGAAGUCUCCAGAUCAUCUGACGUGAAAUCUAGUUUUUCACAACGAAUCAGUAAUUCGUUUCAAUACACAAACAAAAAGAAAGAUAACGUGGAUGGUGAGUCAUUAUUUGAUAAAAUUAAAAAAGAACCAAAAGGUGAAAACAUAACAGAUUCUCAGCCAUGUUUUAAUGACACAUAUGACCACUGUGAUAACACUCUAAAAGUUAACAACACUUUGUCAGAAACGGAUAACGCUUUCUUAUCAUCACCGUUGGAUAAUGAAAUUAAAAGUCAUUGCAGUAAUGCGUCACUUACUUGUGAUGGUAAUGUGAGUCGUCUGAUCACAGAAGAGGACUUGGUGGAUACGAUUUUCUUUUCAUGUGAUCCAGAAAGCACUGGAAAAGUUACUGUGUCUAAGUUACUGGAAUAUAUUAGAAUGAUCAUGCUACCAGCACAGCUAAAUGAGUCAAGUGAUAUUGAAGAACUUGGUCAGAUUUUAGAUCCAAGUGGUCAUGAUGUCAAUGUUUGUCUAUCAGCAUACCAUGCAGGUGUCACACAGUGGAUUGAAAUACUGAAACAAAGAAAGUAUGAGGAUGAAGAUGGGGAAGGCGUACACUAUGACGAUGCACCUGAUCGGGAGACACCUGUUGAAUCCACUCCAGAAAGACCAUUGCCCAUCCAAAGAUCACUUUCAACGGGUUCUUAUCAAGCUCCAACACGAGGGAUUUCUGAUAUUUCCUUGGUUAGCUUUGGUAGUAUAGAAACCCCAGGUGAAGAUGAUAUUGGAAAGCCGACUAAUGACUAUGUUGAAUUACAAAAUCAAAUUGAAGAUCUGCAAUUUCAAGUGAAAAAACUGACUGAACAGAAUAUGAAAUUGAAUGCUCAGAUGGAUACGACUGAGGAUGCAAAUGGUGCACUCGUAUUAGAAGUAGAAGAACUCAAAAACAAAUUGAAAAGUACUCAUCAAUCUAUUCAGCGUAGCCAUUCAGUGAGAGAAGAAAAUGAUGAUUUAAUAUCUACUAUCACUGCACUAGAGGAUACCAAUAGAGAUUUGAGGAGAAAAUGUACGCAGUUGGAAAAAGAGAAGAAUACCUUUGAAAUUAAAAUAUCUAAUUUAGAGGCAGACUUGCAACAAGCAAGCUUGAAUGUAGAGAGUAUGCAGAAAGAUCAAAGACACAUGAGAUCCUGCAUGGAUGAAUGCAAGAAAGCAAGAAAGAUGGAAGACAUACAGGAAAUGAUGGAAGAGCUUUCCAGGAUGAACAAGGAUUUGAAAUCUGAGAAAACUGAGUUGGAGAAUCAGUUGCUGGAAACAAAGCAAGAAUUGAUGACUUAUCAGGUGCAGAAACAAUUACAAUUGGAAGAAAAUGAAGAUGAAUUGUUGCCUGAGAAAAGAAUCUCUCCUAUUAUUACAAGUACACCAUUCCGUCGAGAUAAAAAUAUAUCACUUCAUUCUGAGUUGAAAUCUUUGGUAUCAGCGGAUGAAACUCUUCCAUCUCCGUUAUGUGGAGAUGAUCUGAAUGAUGACUCCGAUGUGUUCUCCACAACACCCACGCUGUCCAUGGAUAAAUUCAGCCAACUUGCUGCUCAGGUCUCAUUUGACUUCCAGAGAAAGAAAGAGUUUAUUUUACAACAGAUCAAUCAGUUCUCUGCUUCUGCUACACUAGAGGACAAAUCAAGGAUUUCCACACCAGAGAAAUUAAAAAUUGAUGUUGAAGAUAGUAUGGAGUUCUUUGUGGAGAAAGUGAGCAGUCUUGCUGAAAUGAAGAAAGAAUCUGACAAGAAAACACGCAAACUAUCAACAGAAAUAAGGAGAUUAAGAGGAGAGAACAUUCGAAUAAAGAAGAAACAUGAGCAGGCAAUACAUCUACUAGAAAACUUAUCUCAGAAUGAAGCAGAGAGUAGCAUAGAAAUUCGGGAACAAUUGAAACAAUCUUUAACCAGUGAGCAGAAAAGAGUGAAAGAACUACAUGAAAAACUGACUGAGACAUUGAAAGAUCUAGAAGCUGUCAGAGAAGAAGCGCACACAUUGACAAAUACACUUGAAAUUCAACUUGAAUCAAGGACCCAAUUAGAAGAAGAAAUUGAAGAGCUUAAAAAAAUGUUAGAAGAAACUAAAAAACUAAGCCAAGACCUUGAAUCUGAAGUAAAACAGGCUAAAGACACAAUAGUGAAGGAACAAGAAGAAAACAAAGCUCUGAAAGAACAACAUAAUAGUGAACUGAAAGCUAUAUUGGAUCUAGUAGCUGUUGAGAUCACUGACUCAGGAACAGAGUGCCAGAAAAACACUCAUCCAUCAAUAGUUUCCGGUGAUAAAGUAAGAGAAGCCAUUGGCAGAGAAUUGAAUGACCUUAAUUCACAGCUAGCUAAGUCUAGGAGUCUUCUUACAUCUCUGAAUGCUGAUGAUGGCAUUUUAAAAAGUAUAGAAGUGUCUUCACUAGAGAAAAUAAAGAAUGAACUGAAAUCAGAAUAUCAUAUCCCAUCUUCCAUCAACUAUGCAAAAUAUUCUACUUCAUUACUAGAUGCACUCACUUUGGAUGACAUAUCUAAACCGAGGGAUACGCCAAGAAAUAAUUUAUUGGAUCUAGCCUCAUCUCUCUCAUCAACAAAUGCAUUGGUACCUCCUCCACCUUCCAAAUCUAACAGGCUAUUUCUAACUGUGACUAGUGACAGAUUGAACAAAUCCUGUCCUAAUCUAGGUGAAAGAGACUCACUCAAUGUAUCAACAGCAUCAACACAAACUGAAACAUCUGAUUCAUUGAGUGUAUCACAGAUUAGUGACCUUGUAUCAAGUGAACAAGACACAUCAUACUUUUCAGAUUUUCAAACCAGCAUUGACACUCAUCCAGAGUCUCCAAAAAUUCAGGUUCCUAGUGUCUUUGAUGACAGUGAUAAUUCUUCUUAUCAUACUCUCCCACGGACUGAUAAUUCAAUUGCUGGUGUGGAAGCAUCUAGCAGUCUGUCUACAGAGGAGUAUCCAUCACUUGUGACAUCAUCUAUACCAAUUGAAGGCUAUUCAUCUGAUGAUCAACAAACUUGCGAAUUAUCCAGCAUGUCAAUCAGACAUCCACCAUUAUCAUCUACCAGAGUAUCAUCAAUAAAUAAAGACAAUCCAACUACAUUGACCAAUGGUAGUAAAACCAAACCAAAACCAAAGUUACCACAAUGGCAACAGGAGCUGUUAGACAAACGUAGAGCUGCUAAGAACAAAGAAAUGGAUGAUAAAUCUGUGGACUUCUCUAAGAAUGAGAAUAAAACAAAGGACAACAAUCAAAGGCUAACGCAAGAUAAUGUUGAUGAAAACGAACAUAAACGUCUAACAUCCACCCCAAAAAUAAAAACACAAGACACACCAUCACUAACAACAGUUGGUUCUGAUGGCCAAGUAAUUGAUCUGGUUAACGGUGAACUAGAUGAGAUUGAGUUGACAGAAGCUGAUAAGAAAUUCAAUGAACAGUUACUGCAAGAGGCCAGGAAAGUAUCCCAGAAGUUCCAAAAUAGAAGAGGAAGAAGUGAGAGAAAUAUUCCACUCAUUACUUCUGAAACUGUAGCACGAAGUAAAACUCCAUCACCAACUAGACUUACACCUUCUUUAGGCGAAAUACCUCGCGCAAAAUCCUUUGAGAGUCUGGACACAAAACAGGAAGUCGUCAAAGGAGAUCUGAAACCUUUGAAUUGGAAUAUUCCAUCCAAAGAUAAUGGGCACUGCAAAGAAGAUGAACAGACCGUGACAGUAUCAGUGAAAAACGAGCCUGAGAAUCUGCCUGUUGCAACGCAGGAACCUUCUGACAUCGACAUAAAAUCUGAUAUUUUGAAAGCAUUAUCACCAAAUGAAAAAAAUGAUGAUAUUGCGGUCAAGUUGGUAGCUAAACCACAUCAACCACUGUCCAAGCUUCUAGAGGAGAACAAGCUGCAGAAGAAGAAAGACAUUAAAUUUCGAAUGCCUGAAUUAUCAGAAGCAUCGGAAACGGAGAGCACAAGAGAAGGUGAUAGUGUUGAAUCUGAUACAUCAAUGAAUACUGAAAUAAAUGACUCAGUUAUUACAGAAGAGAAAAAGGAUUCAACACCAUCCUCAUCUAAAUCACCUGUAACGCCUACUUUAUCAGACUCAAUACUCCGAACCCUUGGACUCACAAGAAAAUCAGUGAAAAGUCCUGGCAACCUUAGUGAUCAUGAAGUGGAAGCCAAGUUUAAUUCACUAGCAUUGGCAUUUAAAACUGACAAAUUUACAUUGGAAAAGAGAUUAGAGUUGCAGGAAAGACAGAGAGAUAUAGCGGAAGUGAAUGUUGAAAAAGAAACUAAUCUACUUAAGGCUUCUCUUCAAGAGGGAAGAAUGAACCAAGCUGUAGAAGUGAUGCUAAACCAUGUCGAGAAUUUGAAAAGACUUUAUGAGAAAGAACAUUGUGAACUGGAAGACACAAAAAAAAUUUUACUAGAAAAUAAAGUAUUAUAUCGACAAGGGGCAUCUGAAGAUGAUAGCCGACUCAGCAAGAGGUCAAUGUCCUUGGCAGGAAGUAAGGAUGCACGUGGUAGAUUUACACAGGCAAUAGCUGCUACAACACUAAGGAAUAAAGUGACAGGGCUGUUACAGGGAGCUCGCAGGGCAUCAGUUGCAACUGAUGCUAAACAGUCAUUAGAAAGAAAAAGUAGUCUUCCUGAAGAAGAUGAAGGAGUUUCGAAUGGCUCUUCUAAAAGUUCAACUUCACCAAGACAAAGGAUUAGUUUUGGUACAGCAACAAGUGCUGUAAGAAGAAGUAAUAGUCAAUCACCCCCAGCAUCACCUUCGUCAUUAGUUGACAAGAAGAAAUCUGACCAGAAAGAAGAAGAUAUAUUCCAGAAAGGAUUUGAACAAGGUGUUAGGUGCCAAGUGUCCAAAGAGAUUACAGAUCUUCGAGAACAACAGAGAGUAUUUUGUGACAACUUAGAAGAGUUGAUGGACAAUGCUGAACUUGACUUGGAAGAUGAAGAGAUUGAAUCAUCAGAGAAAAAAUUGUGGUGGUGGCCGUCAGAAAACAAUCCAAGAAGUAAAUUUCUUCGUGUAACUAUUUCUACCAUUGUAUUCAUUGUUGCAGUCUUCUUGAUCAUGGCAGUUCUCCUCCCUGUGCAAUGCGGAUCAAAAAAUAGUAUCCCCCUUUCCUGGACAUCUUUUGGAGAAUUAUUUGGACCAUUCACGGAUUUAAGACAUCAAGCACCACCUCCACAGUAAAGUCUUGUCUUAGCAGUCUUUUUUGAGUGAGUCUUUUGGUUUCCAACCCAAUCAGCGCAAGUUAACAGUCAAUAUAAUGUGGAUGAUAAACACUGGUUGGUAAUCAAUUUGUCUUUGUUAACAGAAUAAAAUCAUUGAAUUUUGAG